AUGCACACUCGAUCCUCUAAGCGGAGUGCACCUUCCCCACAACCGUCGGGAAGCAGCAACAAGAGAUCGCGCAAAGCCUAUGAGCAAGAAGACCAUGUCGAUGCUAUUGUCGUUGAAGAUCCUGACAACGAAGAUCCUGAGGACCCCGAGCUCAAAGACAUACUAGCCCAAAUCGACGCGCAAGAAGCAAGCGAACUUCUCGCAAGGCAGCUCGAGUACGAAAACAUACAUCCUGUUGGUUCAGGCUCGAAAGACGCACCUAUCGACAUCGACGGCGAUGAGGCCUUGGCCAGACGUUUGGCCGAAGAAUGGGCUGCUGAGGAGAAUGGUACUGAGAACAUGAUUGUGGACGUAGAUGAGAUGGACUGCUCUUCAGAUAUUGAAAUACUCCCUGGUCCAUCUUUCACUGCUUCGACGAAGGCGGUGUAUACAACGAAUAAGGUAGCUUCAACCUCGACGUCGCAUCGUGUUGCCUCCCAGACUCCAUUUUUACCGUCAAGCUCCUCGUAUAAACUGCCAUCCAUUUUGCCCGAUGAAGGUCUUGAACCGCAGAGGCAAACCUUCGUAAGGACUCGAUCAUGUACUAAAUGCAAGAAGGACGUUGAGUCUCCCCGUGCUUUCGUCGUGUUCUCGGAUGUUUUGCUACCUCCGAGCUUAGGAGUUCUCCUGCACGCGUCGUGUUCUUCCUGUCGGACAAAUCACUGCAGAGGGUGCUUCAAGCCCCUUGACUGUCCAGCAAGCUGCAAAGGCCCUUCCAAGAACUUGAAGUGCGAGACUCUCAACUGUUGCGCAGAGGUGCGGGCAAUAGCUGUAUUUGAGAUUUUAGCGGCCUUCGACCGUCAGUUGAUCGCUGAAAAAGCUGCUGCCGACUCUCGUGCGUCCACAAUUGCAAAGGCGACGAAGUCUGCAUCAGCUGCGUCUGUUGGACCAGGGGGCACGGGCUACGGCCGCGACGAACACUAUCCUGCAUCUAGGGCAAAUAAUCAAAAACGCGCCCAGGAGAGGGUGGCUGAACCGUCAAAGAAAGCACUGCAAUGGGAGACCACUAUUGUUCGCACUCUGAAGACCCUCGUUGAGCUCCUUCCAGCACCAUACACUGACGAUCCUCAAGUAUACGAUAUGCUUCCUCACCCCUCUAUUGGGCACCUCAUAUCCCUGUCGCAGCUGCCUGCACUUCUGGCGAGCCUUCUCCGAAACGACUCGGUCACGGACUGGAUAUCGCGGAAGGAAACCUACAAUGCAAUGUUAUUACUCUUGCGGCGUAUGGCGGAUUCUGAGCUUACUGUACAGUGUCUAAUCGGACAACGCUGGGAGACGGCCACCACCUGCGGACUUGAGAACUGGAUGUGGCAAGAGGGCGAAAUAACUUGGAGGAAGAGCAUCGCCGGCGAGCUCGAAAUUGCCCCGGCGCUCUACACGUACUUCAAGAAGUUGACGAAGCAGUCCCAUGCGUUCCAAGUAGGGGCAAUGCAAAUGCUCGGAGGGGAUGCCGAGGAGGACGUCGACGAGAUGAUGAUACAAGGCACUUCCCUUUGCGGCGAUAUUAUCGCUACGAGCGACGAUUUGGAACGAGCCAUUGGCGUCCUCGGGCAGCCGCUAACGCAAGAGGACCGCGACAAUCGGGCCUCUCAAGCGGAAAGUUCUUCGAAGGAACUCCGGAGCAGGAAGAAGGGUAAAGGCCGCGACGUCUCAAUCAAUAUCGACGAGCUCUACGUGGCAGAAUGCGAACGUCUGGCGUUUAAACAUGUAUCGCUGGCGGACCCUAACGUCGCUCAGCUUCAGUACACGCAUUACAAUUAUGCGCAAGAACUGAACAAUACGCAGACAUCCACUCGUCUGCCUAAAGACCGCCUCCACCUUCUGAAAGAGCUCGCGGUGACAGCUACAAGCCUGCCUCCUGGCGUUUGGGUUCGAGUGGACGAGGUUCGCAAUGACGCAAUCAAAAUUAUGAUUGCAGGGCCUGAGGGCACACCAUAUGCAGGAGGCCUCUUUGAAUUUGAUUGCUUCAUCCCUAUCGAAUACCCUAACAAGCCACCUCUCAUGCAUCUAAGGACGACUGGGAACGGCACAGUACGAUUUAAUCCCAAUCUAUACAACAACGGCAAAGUAUGCCUAUCACUCCUUGGCACCUGGCCGGGUCGCCCCGAGGAACAAUGGUCACCCAAAUCUACGCUCCUUCAAGUCCUUGUAAGCAUACAGAGUAUGAUACUUAUUGAUGCACCAUAUUACAAUGAGCCCGGACAUGGGCAAGCUAACGUGAAAGCUCCUGUCAGCAUUGCUUACAAUCGAGACAUCUGUGGGCAUACGUCGCGUUGGGCUAUCGUUGACUGGCUCAAGGACGAGCACAAGAAUGGAAUUUGGAGGGAUGUGAUUUAUUCUCAUUUUAGUACACGCAAAGAUAAAAUACGCCAGCAAAUCGUCGAAUGGUCCAAGUCCGCCCCUCAAAUUCGAGCUUACUCGGCCGCUUCAACGCAGGCAUAUUACAUUCAGCCUUUUUCGUCAGGUCCGACGGCGAAUUAUGGACAAGGCCGUGGUCAAAAAGCAUCUAAAGGGCUUGAUCUUCUUGAAGAAUACGACAAGGGUAUCAAAAUCAUUGAUGCUUGGAAGAUGGGAGAUGAAGCGGAGUAG
Cyclocybe aegerita is the source of this 2628-nucleotide messenger RNA. The record is from the annotation of a GenBank genome assembly. Lineage: Eukaryota; Fungi; Basidiomycota; Agaricomycetes; Agaricales; Hemipholiotaceae.